Akanthomyces muscarius is the source of this 1419-nucleotide messenger RNA. RefSeq lists its product as uncharacterized. Lineage: Eukaryota; Fungi; Ascomycota; Sordariomycetes; Hypocreales; Cordycipitaceae. The record is from RefSeq and is a predicted model, not a curated record. The transcript is spliced from 3 exons. Gene Ontology annotation, molecular function: FAD binding; oxidoreductase activity. The coding region runs from base 1 to 1419 and encodes 472 amino acids.
AUGGGAAACAAUCCUAGCUCGCCCCUCGCGCACUGCCUAAACGACGUCUGCGCAGGCCGCGGCAACUGCGUCGCCUUCCCCAAGGAGUUCCUCUACCAGGCCAACUGGGUAAAGCCCUACAACCUCGACAUCCCCGUCAACCCGGCCGCCGUCUUCCGCCCCGACAACGCGGCCGACGUCGCCGCGGCCGUCAAGUGCGCCGGCCAGAGCAAUGUCCAUGUCCAGGCCAAAUCCGGCGGCCAUUCCUACGCCAACUUUGGACUCGGCGGUGGCGAUGGAGGUCUUAUGAUUGACCUCCAGCACCUCAACAACUUUUCCAUGAACACCGACAACUGGCAGGCCACCUUUGGCUCCGGCUUUCUCCUCGGCGACCUCGACAAGCAGCUCCAUGCCAACGGCAAGCGCGCCAUGGCCCACGGAACCUGUCCCGGCGUCGGCAUCGGCGGCCACGCCACCAUUGGCGGCAUCGGCCCCUCGUCGCGCAUGUGGGGGACCGCCCUCGACCACGUCCUCGAAGUCGAAGUCGUCACCGCCGACGGCAAGAUCCAGCGCGCAUCCAAGACGCAAAACGCCGACCUCUUCUGGGGCCUGCAGGGCGCCGGCGCCAGCUUCGGCAUCAUCACCGAGUUUGUCGUGCGCACCGAGCCGGAACCCGGCAGCGUCGUCGAGUACACAUACAGCCUGAGCUUCGGCAAGCAGGCCGACAUGGCGCCCGUGUACAAAAAGUGGCAGGACCUCGUGGGCGACCCCAACCUCGACCGCCGCUUCACCUCGCUCUUCAUCGCCGAGCCGCUGGGCGUGCUCAUCACGGGCACCUUUUACGGCACCCUCGACGAGUACAAGGCCUCGGGCAUUCCCGACAAGCUGCCCGCGUCGCCGGCCAAUAUUACGGUUAUGGACUGGCUGGGCAGUCUGGCGCACAUUGCGGAAAAGACGGGCCUGUACCUCUCCAACGUGUCGACCAAGUUUGUCAGCCGCUCGCUGGCGCUGCGCGAGGAGGACCUACUGAGCGAGCAGUCUAUCGACAAUCUUUUCAACUACAUGGGGAGCGCCGAUGCUGACACGCCCCUGUGGUUUGUCAUUUUCGACAACGAGGGCGGCGCGAUCGCGGAUGUGCCCGACAACUCGACGGCCUACCCGCAUCGCGACAAGAUUAUCCUCUACCAGUCCUACUCGGUCGGCCUCUUGGGCGUGUCGGACAAGAUGGUUAAUUUUGUCGAUGGCAUCCAGGACCUGGUGCAAAAGGGCGCGCCCAAUGCGCACACCACCUAUGCGGGCUACAUCAAUGCAAACUUGGAUCGCAACGCUGCGCAAAAGUUUUACUGGGGCGAGAAGCUACCCCAGCUGCAGCAGCUCAAGAAGAAGUUUGACCCGACCAGUCUGUUCCGCAACCCGCAGAGCAUUGAUCCCGCCGAGUAG